Messenger RNA from Mixia osmundae IAM 14324, 1497 nucleotides. Its product is annotated as glycosyltransferase family 32 protein. The transcript has 3 exons. NCBI's taxonomy places the organism in Eukaryota, Fungi, Basidiomycota, Mixiomycetes, Mixiales, Mixiaceae. Gene Ontology annotation, biological process: mannosyl-inositol phosphorylceramide biosynthetic process. The record is from RefSeq and is a predicted model, not a curated record. Gene Ontology annotation, molecular function: mannosyltransferase activity. The coding region runs from base 1 to 1497 and encodes 498 amino acids.
AUGUCUCGAGUGCCCCGACGCUUCCGACAGAGCGUACCGUCUGGACGGUCCAAGCGCCAACGGGAGAAGACGGGCCAUGGGGAUGCACCGACCUCUGGGCUUCUAGAGCUAGGAAGCCUGUCUUGCCCCACAAUCACUUGGAUAUGCCCGGCAGACAAGCUCACUGAACGCACGCGCUCAUUCGAUUCUGACAACAGGCCUGACUACGAGAUGACCGGGUCAUCAAAGGCGAUGACGCCUAGAAAGGCAGCAAUUCUCGCUUUGAUCGCUUUUUCGCUCUUGCUCGCGUAUUUCCACGAACAUGUCAUCGCUCUUUACAAAGUCACUGCCGUCUACUACUCAUGGCACUGGGGAAACCAGUCGGAGCUGUCAAUGCAGGCCGAUGGCUUCGAUACCACUUUUGCGCGUUACAACGUCGGCCAGACAACAAGCUUACCCUGGGACCAAACCGGACCCGCCGUUCAGCCCUUGAGAGCGUCAGAGAUAUCGAGCGCAACAGAUCUGAUCCCGCCUGUGCUGCACCACAUCUUGCUUGGCAUGCGCGAGAGCGCCAUGCCUGACUCAUGGAACCAGUCACGCCAAUCUUGCAUGGAUAUGCAUCACAAUUGGACGACGAUGCUAUGGGAUGACGACAAAGCAACUCAUUUCCUCACGACCCAUUACCCCUGGUUCAUGAGACAAUAUCUCGGCUAUCGAUACGUCAUCCAACGAGCGGAUGCACUGCGCUAUUUCGUGCUCUACCACUACGGCGGCGUGUUCCUCGAUUUAGAUCUGACUUGCAGGCGAGGUCUGGGCCCGCUGAGAUCUUUCGAGGUCGUCAUGAUCGGCGCGACCCCUUCAGGCGUCUCGAAUGGCUUCAUGAUGGCAGCACCGAGGCAUCCCUUCUUUGCCCAACUCAUCAAGGCGCUGCCGCUCUAUGACCUGAAUUUCUUGGUCAGUUAUGCCAGCAUCAUGUUCAGCACAGGACCAAUGUUCCUCUCUGCGGAGCACUUGCGCUACAAACAUCGUAGUCAGCUCAAGUACCUCACAGAGCCGUUUCACCAUCUAUCUGGACGGGUUAUAACGCCGCUCUUCGAGCAUGCCGGUAGCUCGAGUUGGCAUCAGGACGAUGCAAAAUUGAUCAAGAGAUUGCUAGCGUGGACAUCAGUCUACGCCGUUGGCUUGUCGAUCAUCUCUGGCGUCCUCUUCGCCAUCUGUGUUGUUGUCGCGCUCAGCUGGGCAGGCUGGACCGGCAGGAUACGAUGGCCAGUGGCGAACCAGCGCGAAGCGCUUGGCAUGGAAGGCUAUGAAAUCCUGCCCACACAUUCAAGGCGGUCGAGACAAUCGCUGCGUCCCAUCAUCACGCACGGUCUCAGGCCACCUUCGCGCACUCAAGUCUCGGAUGAUGGCGAGGGCGUGACGUACUACGAUGACUUGCUAGAUAGACGGAGACAAGCUCAAGGUGACUCAAGCAAGCCGAUUUCUGCCGUAGACGUUCCUGCAUCGUUCGAGCCAUGA